Molecule: messenger RNA, 1424 nt
Organism: Sycon ciliatum
Lineage: Eukaryota; Metazoa; Porifera; Calcarea; Leucosolenida; Sycettidae
Product: protein rolling stone-like
Exons: 3
Coding region: 503-1360 (285 amino acids)
Cellular component (GO): membrane
Source: RefSeq, a predicted model, not a curated record
GCAAGUAUUUAUCAGUCAGUGAAUUAGUAAAUAUUCGAGACAGCCAAGGCAAAUACUCACCCACAUGCAAGGUGUACUUUCAGCCCCAGCUACCAACUGACAGUGACAGAACUGCAAUACUCACUUACCUGGCAAUGGCACUGCACAGGCCCCAUUGGAGACGACCAUGCCAUCCAGCUAGUUGGGCUGAGGAAUGAGGGAUAGCCGGCUAAGCUGAGCAGCAACCCGUCGCCACACAUGGUCAGCAAUGAGAAUCCGAGAUUGACUUCGCUCUGCUAUCAAGUGCAAGUGAGCUGUGGACGAUCGUACGAGCGUAGUUCGUGCAGCACUGCUUGCAGUGACCCCCCUACUUGUCGUGAUAUUCCGGCUUCAAGGAACACUGAAAUCGCUACAACAGUACAAGCCUGAGCCAUUGAGUGACUGCGAGAUCAUAGUACGGCGAACCUGAUUGCAUAGGCAAAGAGUUUCUGAUUGGAAAGAAGAAAGAAGUCUGGUGCCCAAAAUGGCAUCUGCAUACCUUGUCAGCAACCCUGACUUCCCAGUCAAGGCAGAAUUCGCGUGGUCCAAGUUUCGUCCAUCACAAGAGAAUGCAUUAUGGCUAGCAAGUUCACCGUUCAUCCCAGAUUUGCUGAUGUUGAUGGUACACAGCAUUUUUGCCGUGUACUCAGUGGUCAUUAUCUUCAUGUCCGCCUUCGAUGGAGUAGAGAGUCCUAAGUGGUUUAUCUACCUCUCCAACUUGGGAUACUUGUCGGUUAUGCUGAGCUUUGUAGGAUUUGCUGUCAUUGGUGUGCAUCGCUACUGGCGCAAGUAUUCACUGGUACAUCAGAACUAUCCAUAUGAGGAACUCAGCCAGGCCCUUGGGGCAUGGCGCUGGUUCCAUAGCAUCCAGCAGAUCAUGUUUACAAUUGCUCUGAGCGUCAGUACCCUCAUCACUCUUCUCUACUACACGUUGCUGGCACCGGACGGCUCGUUCCUUGAUGUGUCAAUACAUGCUCUGAACACGGCCUUCUGCUUUGUUGAACUUUGCCUGAGCAACUUCAAGCUGAACAUCUUGCAAGUUAUUUACCCGUUGAUUGCUGGUGUAGUUUAUAUAGUCUUCACUAUAAUCUACGCUCUAUCAGGUGGGACAGACAUCAAUGGCAAUGACGCUAUAUACCCUCCACUAGACUGGAACAACAAGCCUGGCAACGCAGCUCUCUUGAGUCUUUUAGCUGCAUUCAUAGGUGUACCUUUGGUUCACCUCAUCUACUUUGGCAUGAUGAAGAUUAGGAUAGCUAUUGCACGCCGUGUUAGCACUACCCUACCAAGUGGAAUAGGUAUCGACUAUGAACAAGUUGAUGUGGGUACUAGUAAUGUGUGAUACUGAGUUGUCCUGGCCCACCAGCACUGGGCUAUAUACUUGAUUAUCAUACAAAGGUUCUUCA